GGCUCUAGGUACGCGGAGGCGGAAGUCACGCGAAACCCGGAACUUGUGCUCUGCAUAGCGUCUAAGGAACCUGCAACCGCUGUCAUGGUCCGGAAGCUUAAGUUUCACGAGCAGAAGCUCUUGAAGCAGGUGGACUUUCUGAACUGGGAGGUCACUGACCAAAACCUGCACGAGUUGCGCGUGUUGCGGCGUUAUCGGCUGCAGCGGCGUGAGGACUACACGCGUUACAACCAGCUGAGCCGUUCAGUGCGCGAGCUGGCGCGGCGCCUACGCGACUUGCCUGAGCGCGACCCAUUUCGCGUGCGCUCCUCCGCAGCGCUGCUGGACAAGUUGUAUGCUCUUGGCCUGGUGCCCACGCGCACCUCACUCGAGCUCUGCGACUUCGUCACGGCCUCGUCCUUCUGCCGCCGCCGACUACCCACCGUGCUGCUUAAGCUGCGCAUGGCGCAGCACCUCCAGGCUGCCGUGGCCUUCGUGGAGCAGGGCCACGUGCGCGUGGGCCCCGACGUGGUCACCGACCCCGCAUUUCUUGUCACCCGCAGCAUGGAGGACUUCGUUACCUGGGUUGACUCAUCCAAGAUCAAACAGCACGUGCUGGAGUACAAUGAGGAGCGCGAUGACUUUGAUCUGGAAGCCUAACGGGUCUUCCCCCGCCACUGCUGCAUUUUAUAGGUUGGGAAGCUGAGACCUGAUGCUGGAGAUUCUAUAAGGACGCUUUUCCCGAAGUGUGUCAGCCAGUCCUAGCACACUGGAAGCCAAAGGGUACGCCCCUGUUUUCCACGAAAUUUUCUUAGCUCUUGGACCAUUGAUAAUUAAAUGUGACUUUCUUGAAACAAUGGGAAGCAGCUUUGUGCUGCACUGGGGAGUUAUUAGUCUCUUGUUCCUUUAACAUUGUGAAGUGAAAGCAAAAACUUCGCAUCCAUCCCUGCUUUCUCCUUAUGUCCUAGCGGGACAAUUUGGUUCAUUUAAUUCUAAUUUUUGUUGCUGUUCAUGAUUAAGCUGUGUACUGGUGUAGAGAAUUUGGUCUUAAGUUCUUAUAAAAUGGGUAAGCCUUUAGUGUACAGAUUCCCAUCCCUUGUUUAAAGGAAUGCUUUUUUUAAUGCUAAUAAAUGGUCCAGCUGCUUUGUAAGUGCAAA
Molecule: messenger RNA, 1136 nt
Organism: Artibeus jamaicensis (Jamaican fruit-eating bat)
Lineage: Eukaryota; Metazoa; Chordata; Mammalia; Chiroptera; Phyllostomidae
Gene: IMP3
Product: IMP U3 small nucleolar ribonucleoprotein 3
Exons: 1
Coding region: 85-639 (184 amino acids)
Biological process (GO): rRNA processing
Cellular component (GO): small-subunit processome; Mpp10 complex; small ribosomal subunit
Molecular function (GO): snoRNA binding; structural constituent of ribosome; rRNA binding
Source: RefSeq, a predicted model, not a curated record